AUGGAAAAGAACUUUAUCGAUUGGAUGAACAGCACUCUCAAUAUCACUGAGAAUGUUGGAUUCAGCAGAACAACUUCCAAUUUUGAUAGCAUGGAUGAAAUUGAAAAGAUAGAAUCUGAUGCAUCCGAUUCUACAACAUUGAAAGCAACUAUAGUGAAAUGGAUAAACCUUUUCUACGCCGAUGAAGAUGAAAAUCACAGCAAAAGACCCUUCAGCUACUUUUUACUAAAAUCCGAAGGAAUCGAAAUCGCAAUUGAUACAAUUAGCCACUGCCACAGAUUGCAAAUUGAAUUACAACAGGAUAAUUUGCUGUGUAGCCUGUUCGAAAAGUACCUACAUGGCACGACGCUCAUACACCAAAAGAUAGCUGAUAUAAUACUUGACAAUUCACUCAGUGAAAACACGGAUGAGUUUGAAAGGUAUUUGGGGGCCGUUAGAAGACUGAUAAACUGUCUAAAGCUGGACUACCAUGAGAUGGAAUUGAUGAAGGAAAGAGAAAUUAUAGCUGAUGAGAUAGCAUAUUUAAACGGCAAUUUAAACGAUACACAUGUCGUGCAAUUGCACACUAGGUUGAAAGAUAAUUUCGAAAGUACAUUUAAAAUAUCGCAGGAAAACCACGAAAUAGCCAUAUCAAAAUUGGACGAGUUGGAUACGAUUCUAAAAGAAUUAACCGAACAGGCCAAGACUUCUAUGAUGGGAGUUGAGGCUAAGAAAAAGGCACUGAAUGAAUACUAUAAGAAUAAGUGUCAGAUAGAAAUUGAAGAAAACAAUACUUACAAUGAUACUGUGAAAAGCAUGUUAACUCAACUGAAUGCCAUGGCAGAUGCACGGGAGAAACAUCAAGCUAGAUUGGAAACCUUACUAGUUGAAGUUAGGGAGUUGGAGAAGAAGAUAUUCGAGUUAGAUGAGCUCAAGACUCAGAUAAAAAAAUUCAUUUCAGAGACCGAUGAAUUGAUGCUGAAUAAGAAUGAGGCGAUAAUUAAGUUGGAAGAGGAAUUACAGGAGGAGUUGGCUGGCGAGUCUAUCCAAUACGUUAUAAACCAGACGUUGGAAGAGAACGCAUAUUCACUAACCCAAAUACUUUUGGACGCAAAGAGUUAUUUUGACACACAACAAGCGCCUACCAGAAAUGAGUCAUCAAAAACGCCUUGCCUGGCUGAAAAAGUCCUGGGUGACAUCAUGAAUUGCAAAUUUGAGAAUUCCAACACGAUUAUCUUGAUGGAGGACAAGGACGAGUUUAAGCAGGCAUUGCUUAUAGAAAUGAAACAGUACAAAAAGUACCUAAGGCAGUGCUCAUAA
This is a messenger RNA of Babesia microti strain RI, 1299 nucleotides long. RefSeq lists its product as hypothetical. The record is from RefSeq and is a predicted model, not a curated record. The transcript has 2 exons. Lineage: Eukaryota; Apicomplexa; Aconoidasida; Piroplasmida; Babesiidae. The coding region runs from base 1 to 1299 and encodes 432 amino acids.